Molecule: messenger RNA, 972 nt
Organism: Biomphalaria glabrata
Lineage: Eukaryota; Metazoa; Mollusca; Gastropoda; Planorbidae
Exons: 2
Coding region: 1-972 (323 amino acids)
Biological process (GO): G protein-coupled receptor signaling pathway
Cellular component (GO): membrane
Molecular function (GO): G protein-coupled receptor activity
Source: RefSeq, a predicted model, not a curated record
AUGAAUAACUCGGAACAGUCCCUCAUUGACGACUACGACAUUAACCCUUUAAUAACAGAUGAAGAAAAAACUAUUUAUGAAGUGGGGCUGGACAGCACGACCAACAUUGGCCUUUUCAGUUUGGCCCUGGCUGACCUCUUGAGCUCAGUGACUAUUGAGUGGUACUGCAUCAGCUUUAACCCGCUGCUCAUUCAUUCUGAUAUUAAUUUCUACCCGCCUGAGGUGCAGCACCUGACCGCCGGCACGCCUCACAGUGCGUUCGCUUGCAUAACGAACUGGAUCACGGCGUACAUAGCUGCUGAGAGAUGCCUGAGCAUUGCGUCGCCUCUGAAGGUGAAGCAGAUCUUGACUCCCAGGCGAACUGGCUUCAUCAUCGUGCUCAUCUAUAUCGGCAUUACCAUGCCGGUGGUGCCUGAGUACGCCACGGCGUACCUCGCGCCCAAGUUUUUCCCCGAGUUCAAUAAAACUUUGGUGGGCCUCGCCUUUAUUGAAGGCAGGUACAAUCUGGGAGGCAUCAGUUUGAUCAGCUACUCCAUCCUCACCUUUAUCUCUUUUAUAGCAGUCAUACUGUUCACUGCGAUUCUAGUCAUCCGACUCAAGCAGAAGACCAGCUGGCGUCGCUUAUCUACCUUCGACAAUGCCCAGUCUGAAAACAUGUCCCGGAGGGACAGAGCCGCCAUCAAGAUGGUUAUAGUUAUUGCCUCGCUCUUCAUCGUCAACUUCAGCCCCACGGUGGCGUUCUUCGGUGCUGUCUUCAUUGUCCCGGAGUUUAAUAUUACGGGCAAGUACAGGAACCUGUUCCUUGUGUCAGCUGCGUUCGCCUUCAUCACAGACGCUCUGAACGCUUCGAUCAACAUCGUGUCUUACUACACAAUGAGCACCAAGUACAGGCAAACAUUUCAGCAGGUGUUCCACAGGUGUUUUAAAAGGAAAUCUUUAGUUGAUAAGCAACAACAGAGAUUUGAUAGCUGA